AUGGUCACCGACAAUGGCACGCCUUUUGUUAACAAGCAAGUGAGUUCAACCCUUAGUGGGUACGGUAUCAAGCAUCGGCGCUCUACACCUUAUUACCCGCAAGGAAACGGACAAGCAGAAGCUACCAAUAAAACGAUACUGAGGAUUUUGAGCAAGAUGGUAUAUGAGUACCAAGGGAGUUGGAGCAUUCACUUGCCGGAUGCUUUGUGGGCUUACCGCACCUCACCAAGGAGUGCUACAGGUUUUUCACCUUACUCACUUGUGUACGGGUCUGAGGCUAUUUCACCUAUGGAAAUCACCAUUCCAAUGGCCAAAAUAGCGGCUGUCAAUGAUCUUGAAUGGGAUGCGAAAACAUGCUCAGAUUGGCGUUUGCUAGACCUCGAAGCGGUUGAUGAGAGAAGGAUGGAAGCAGAAAGAAGGAUGGCACUCUACCACAAGACUGUGGCCCAAGCAUAUAAUAGGACCGUUAAUCCUCAAGCCUUCAAGCAAGGAGAUCUCGUGCUAAAAGUCGUUGAGCAUGUGAGAAGGCAAGUGUCGGGACCUUCCAAGUUUGCCCCACAAUGGGAGGGUCCAUUCGCAGUCAAGGAGGUUCACAGCAGCGGUUAUUAUCGCUUGAUCUAUGUCAAAGAGGGCAUGCUAACGGAUCCCAUCAAUGGAAAAUGGCUCAAGCCCUACUACUGCUAA
Molecule: messenger RNA, 684 nt
Organism: Prunus armeniaca (apricot)
Lineage: Eukaryota; Viridiplantae; Streptophyta; Magnoliopsida; Rosales; Rosaceae
Source: the annotation of a GenBank genome assembly